Salmo salar (Atlantic salmon) is the source of this 6048-nucleotide messenger RNA. Its product is annotated as ubiquitin carboxyl-terminal hydrolase 19. Gene Ontology annotation, molecular function: cysteine-type deubiquitinase activity. The record is from RefSeq and is a predicted model, not a curated record. Lineage: Eukaryota; Metazoa; Chordata; Actinopteri; Salmoniformes; Salmonidae. Gene Ontology annotation, biological process: protein deubiquitination.
GGGGUUGGUUGCUACAGUGCCGCCUCAGCCUGACUGCCUCCAGGAAGUGGUCAGUCUUCUAAGUGGAUUUCGGUUUGGAUUGUUUUUGUUCCUAAACAAAGUACGAGUCAUUUCCCGUGGGCUGGUAAAGUAACUUAGGUUGAAGCGAUUUAUCGUUUUGUUACCAUUCACGUCACCUAUAUUUGAUUAAAAUAUUUAGGAAUCUAUAAGAGAUGGGACCUCGAUAACGAGAAUAUUCUAGAAACACCAGAGUACGGGGUUUCGAUUUCGGGAAGGGGUGAGCAAGAGGCCUGCGGCCGUCAAGGAGCUUAGGGAGGGCUGAAGAAGUACGGACUCGCCGGCCAUUGUGCACAAAGACGGGGAGACGACACUCCAAAUUAUACAUGUUUUGACCCCUGAUUCUGUUCCGGGAGAUUUCUGACCUGUAUCAUCGCCAAGAUAGCUGGACCGGGUAGAAAGCGGCACACCUCAGAACCAGUCCCCAGCGGCAGCAGUGACGCCGGCGACGGGCGGCCCGUGAGCGCCAAGCGCCUGAAGAUGGCCAGCAGCAGUGAGUCAGGCCGGCGGAAUGGGGGUCAGCGCAGCGCAGAUGACAGCACCAGCAAGAAGAAGCAGAAGGACAGGGCCAACCAGGAGAGCAGGGAGGCCAAGCGAGCAGCAGCAGGGGCCAACGCAGAGCACAAGAAAGAUGUGUUUGUGGACUGGAAGCAGAAUGCUAAUGAGGUGAUCGCGAGGCUGCGCUGUGGAGACGGGGUGCAGAGGGUGGAGGACGUCACCACUACCUUCACCGACACAUACUGUCAGGCCCGCUUCCCAGAUGGGCGCCAGUGGGACUGUCAUCUGCAUGAGGAGAUUGAGGGCUCCUGCAGCAAAGUGCAGUACAAAGAGAAGAGUGGCUUCCUCCUGCUGGUCAUGCACAAGAAGAUCCCCUUCCACUCCUGGCCUUCCCUUAUGCAAAAUAAAAAGGAGAAGCAGCCUGUGAAAGUGGAGGCCAAGAACGGUAAAGACCAGAAACAGCUGCCUCUGGUAAAGCCUGUGGUAAAGCCUGAGAAGUCUGUCCCGAAGACGGCAGACAUGGCCGAACUGUCCGCCCAGACGUCUGCUCCACCGGCACAGUGUGAACAGAGGCGUGGCAAAGCAGAGCGAGGUGUCAAACGCAUCAUGAACUACAAACCAGCCGACAAGCCAGAGUCUGGGGUGAAGGCUGGAGGAGAGGGGCAGACCAAGCCGGUCAGUGUCAGUAAAGGGGACCUGCCUCAGGAGCCCAGUGCCAAGCGCACUGUCCAUCCCCCCAAGGACCCCACCUCAGAGAUGCCCAGGGAUACACACUCCAAGUCCACAUCCAAUGGGAAACCACACAGCCCCACUGGCCGGGACCUCCAGACAUCUACAGCUGGUGACAAUCGAGCUGAGCUGCUAGGCAAUGGCCAUGAGGGUACAACACCUGAGGUAGCCAUCAGCCACACGCAGCAGGAGUUGAAAGUUCAGAUGGAGGACAAUAAGGCCCCAGAGUCUGAUUUUAAGGCUGGUGCAGAAGAGGUAAUCAUACCGGCAGCCACUGUGUCCAGUGCUCAGAUCAGCCCCAAGGCUGGAGCCUCCACCAACAGAACAGAGAGGCCAGGGGAGGCUGAGAGGACUGACUCUGAGACGCUAGUGAGACAGCCUCCGAAUGAGGCUGACCAGGCCACUGAGUCUCUAACACCAACCAUACAGUCAGGAUCAGGGAAGCCUGUGACUGCAACAGCCACCAAGCAGGCUGAGCCCCCCAACAGCAGCAGCACACAGGAGGAGAAGAGAGACAGGUCUAAGGAGGAACCUCUGGAGAUGAAGCAGGAGGAAGUUCCAGAGCCAAUGGUGAACCUGAAGUUGUUGAAGAACGACUCGUACGAGAAAGGGACAGACCUGAUGGUUGUCAACGUGUACAUGAAGGGUAUCUUCAGAGAGACAGCCAGGGUGAUCUUCAGGGAACAGGACUUCACACUCAUCUUCCAGACCAGCGAUGCAAAUUUCUUGCGUCUUCAUGCGGACUGCGGAGCGAAUACUGUCUUUAAGUGGCAAGUCAAACUCCGGAACCUCAUCCAGCCUGAGCAGUCUACGUAUGCCUUCACCCCGUCCCGUUUAGACAUCACCCUGAAGAAGAGGCACAGCCAGCGCUGGGGGGGCCUGGAGGCCCCUGCAACACAAGUGGGUGGCGCCAAGGUUGCUGUGCCCUCCGCACCGUCCUCUCAGGCAAGUCAGCCGGGCAGCAGCAAGCACUCCCUCCCCGCCAAGGAGGAGCCACCCUGGGUGGGGGAGGGGAAACCCAAGCCCCCUCGGACAGUGGACGGAUGCCUGGACAGUGUGUCAUCCCGCACCGUCUCAGACCAUGUCCCCAUCAAACAGGAGCCUGCAGUCACGCCCAAGCCCACCUGUAUGGUCCAGCCCAUGACCCACGCACCUCCUGCCGGCAGCCAGCGCAGCGUUGAGGAGGAAGAGGAGGAGGAGGAGAAGGUGUGUCUGCCAGGCUUCACAGGCCUGGUCAACCUGGGCAACACAUGCUUUAUGAACAGUGUCAUCCAGUCUCUGUCCAACACCCGGGAACUCAGGGACUACUUUCAUGACCGGGCGUUUGAGAAUGAGAUCAACUGUAAUAACCCGUUGGGGACGGGUGGUCGGCUGGCCAUCGGGUUCGCUGUGCUGCUCCGGGCUUUGUGGAAGGGUACCCACCAUGCGUUUCAGCCCUCUAAGUUAAAGGCGAUCGUGGCCAGUAAGGCCAGUCAGUUUACAGGCUAUGCCCAGCACGAUGCCCAGGAGUUCAUGGCCUUCCUCCUGGAUGGGCUCCACGAGGACCUGAACCGCAUCCAGAACAAGCCCUACACAGAGACCGUGGACUCAGACGGACGGCUGGACGAGGUGGUGGCAGAUGAGGCGUGGCAGAGGCACAAGAUGAGAAACGACUCGUUCAUCGUAGACCUCUUCCAGGGCCAGUACAAAUCCAAGCUCGUCUGCCCAGUGUGCUCCAAGGUUUCCAUAACCUUUGACCCAUUCCUCUACCUUCCCGUGCCCCUGCCCCAGAAGCAGAAGGUCCUCACCGUGUUCUACUUUGCUAAAGAGCCUCACAAGAAACCCAUGAAGUUCCUGGUGAGUGUGAGUAAAGAGAACUCGAGCACAGCCGAGGUCCUGGAGUCCAUCUCUCGGAGUGUGAGGAUCAAGGCAGAGAACCUGAGACUGGCUGAGGUAGUGAAGAGUCGCUUCCAUCGGAUCUUUCUCCCAUCCAACUCCCUGGACACGGUCUCCUCCUCAGACAUGCUCUUCUGCUUCGAAGUGCUGUCUAAAGAGCUGGCCAAGGAGAGGGUGGUGGUGCUCCGAGUCCAGCAGAGGCCUCAGGUCCCCAGUAUUCCCAUCUCUAAGUGUGCUGCCUGCCUGAAGCCUCCUCUCUCGGAUGAAGAGAAACUGAAGCGAUGUACCCGCUGCUACCGCGUGGGUUACUGCAACCAGGUUUGCCAGAAAAAACAUUGGUCCAGCCACAAGGUUCUGUGUGGGCCCAACAUAGAGAACGUGGGGCUUCCCUUCCUGGUCAGCGUCCCUGAGUCCAGACUCACCUACGCCCGGCUGUCCCAGCUGCUGGAAGGAUAUUCAAGGUAUUCAGUGAACGUGUUCCAGCCUCCCUUCCAGUCUGGCAGGACGUCCCCAGAGGUCACCCAGUGCCUGGCUGACCUUCCCCCUCCAGCAGAGACCCCUGAAGGUGUGGGGUCAGGGGAAAAGGCCAGGGGGGGGGGUGGGGCAGGGGACUCAGAGCAGGAGGACUCCUCUCUGGUUCCUGAGUCUCCACUAGAGACAGCCCAGGCCUCAGCACAUCCAGCCGGAGACCCGCACGCCCUCUCCACCCACACCACAGACUCAGGUUUCAUUGAGCCCUCCUCUGGCUCCCAGGACUCCCAGGGAGAGAAGGAGACGUCCUGUGAGAAGGCUGUCAGACCAGAAGCUGCUGUGACCGGCUACCAGCAACCAUCAGAGUCUGCGUCCAGCCACACCUCUCAGUUCUACAUCACCAUCCUCCACUCCAACAGCAAGGAGCAGACACUGGAGGAAAAGGAAGAGGCCGUUCUGGACCUCCCUGAGGACUCCAGCCUGGAGCUGGUGUGGAAGAACAACGAGCGUCUCAAGGAGUAUGUCCUGGUUCGGUCCAAGGAGCUGGAAUUUGAGGAGGACCCUGGGUCGGUCAACGAGACGGCCAGGGCUGGACACUUCACCCUGGAGCAGUGCCUCAACCUCUUCACUAGGCCUGAGGUGCUGGCACCAGAGGAGGCAUGGUACUGUCCAAAGUGCCAGCAGCACAGAGAGGCCUCCAAGCAGCUGCUGCUAUGGCGUCUGCCCAACGUCCUCAUCAUCCAGCUCAAACGCUUCUCCUUCCGCAGCUUCAUCUGGAGGGACAAGAUCAACGACAUGGUCGACUUCCCCAUCAGGAACCUGGACCUCAGUAAGUUCUGUAUUGGUCAGAAGGACGACAUGCAGCAGCCGCCUAUCUAUGACCUCUAUGCAGUCAUCAAUCACUACGGGGGCAUGAUCGGAGGUCACUACACUGCCUACGCACGCCUGCCCAGCGCCCAGAACAGCCAGCGCAGUGAUGUUGGCUGGCGUCUUUUUGAUGACAGUACGGUGACGAUGGUGGAGGAGAGCCAGGUGGUGACACGCUAUGCCUACGUGCUGUUCUACCGCCGUCGCAACUCCCCUGUGGAACGACCACCUCGCUUACUGGGGCCCCUGGGGGCCGAGUCCCCCACCGCUGCAGGAGCCACCGCCAGCCAGGCCUCUGGCCAGGCACUCUUUGGGACCGACCUGGACCCUGAAGGACCCCCUCCGCUGACCCCAGAGGUGACCUCUGAGCUGUUUGGACACUCUGGCGAAUGUGCUGCUCUGUCCUACAGUAACAUGGAGGAGGUGGACUAAGGUGUGACUGAGGCUCCAUCGAGCUGUCCAUCGAGCUGGCAGAAGGCUCCAGCUGUGGACCGAUGCCAGCAGCAACAUUGGGAAAUACACUCCUCAGUAAACGACACUAAUAAACUGGACGUCUUCAAAGCGUCCCCUCAGUGGUGCAACGCUAAACAUGUCAGAAGUGGAUUUGUGGGGAAGGAAGGAGCAGUACACGUCACCACAGAUGUGGUGGACAUACCAGCUCAUGCUGUUUAUGUAGUAAUAUUCAUGCAACACAUUUCCGUACAUGUAUGCGCGUGCACACACAAACACACAGCGUGUUUGCACAUACAACAAAAGCCUCCACACUCCCGUUUCCCCAGAGCCUCCGGGUUGCAGCCUGUUGUUGGCUGAUGGAAGAGCCCACCUAGACAAUGUUGGUGGCCAUGCCGUUUAUGACCCCUUUUUAUCCCAUGAUAAAUGGGUGUCUGGUUCAGAGGUCACAAAGGAUGUGGCUAACAUCAAACAAACCCCCCCAGCCUGUUGGGAUUGAGGGAAAAUUGUGAUAUGAGAGGAUUGGACGUGUGUGUGUGUGUGUGUGUAAGCAUUUGAGUGUGUUUUUUUUCCCCCGCUUCUCAUCAAGGUUUAGUCUGGUCUGUGUUGUGAUUCUGUAAGCUGGGUACCAAUGUAGUGUAAUGGGUGCAGAAAUAGUUUAUUUUAUGUUCAUACAGAGGACAAAUAGUAACUGUCUUUCUGUUCACUAUUUUCAUACCACACCUGGAUUUAGUUGCUUUGCUUUAGAUUUUAAAAUAUUUUAAAAACAUUUUUACUUUGUAAUUUAUCCAAUCCUGUGGAUGUAAUUUUUGGGAAGAAACCAACUUGAUAUACACUGAAAUGUGCAUGUUGAUACACAGUAGCGUAGAAUAGAAUGCUGUUACCACUUCUGCUACAUAUCUUCAUUUCUGUUUGAGUACUCUUGUACACCCCUCCCUUCAUUUUGUGUUAGACUGCAUAUAUAAAGUUGGGGAUUAAUGAGAAUGUGUAUAAGAUAUACAUUGUUAAUAUAAAUUAAACACUUUUUGAGAAGCGCUAACAGGUUAUUUGAAUACACACUCUGAUUCAGUAGGAACUUGAAUAAAGUUGCCUGGGAACUUU